Messenger RNA from Durio zibethinus, 1400 nucleotides. NCBI's taxonomy places the organism in Eukaryota, Viridiplantae, Streptophyta, Magnoliopsida, Malvales, Malvaceae. The record is from RefSeq and is a predicted model, not a curated record.
UGAAAAUUUGGCUGUUUGGGGCGCUCAAUGCCCCGAAGCACCGCUACUCAACCAUGACCUCCGUCGCUAGACAGGUGGAUAAUAAGAAGACAACGAUGGAGAAGGGAUCAAAGAAAUGGGGUUUUGAAGGUAAGCAGGAGCUGAAGGCAGCCUCAGCCACCACCGUCCGAGGAGUUCUUAACAUGUUAAUGGAAGGCCUCAAUAAGGAAGAUAGCAGGCCAGUCAUUCCUCUUGGUCAUGGCGACCCCUCACAUUUUCCAAGCUUCAGGACCGCUACUGCAGCUCAAGAUGCCAUCAUUGAUUCUCUACGAUCGGCUAAAUAUAACUGUUAUGCACCCACUGUUGGUGUUCUUCCGGCUAGGAGGGCUAUUGCAGAUUAUCUCAACCGUGAUCUUCCUUACAAAUUAUCACCAGAUGAUGUUUACCUUACAAUUGGAUGUACUCAAGCAAUAGAAGUUGCAUUAGCAGUCCUUGCCCGCCCUGGUGCCAACAUUUUGCUUCCCAGACCAGGCUACCCAUACUAUGAAGCUUGUGCUGCCUAUAAUGGUCUUGAAUUCCGUCAUUUUGACCUUCUCCCUCAAAAGGAUUGGGAAGUUGAUUUAAAUGCCGUUGAGGAUCUUGCAGAUGAGAAUACGGUUGCUAUGGUUAUUAUAAACCCGGGAAAUCCUUGUGGAAAUGUCUUCAGCUAUCAACAUUUAACAAAGGUUGCUGAGACAGCUAGAAAGCUGGGGAUUCUGGUGAUUGGUGAUGAAGCUUAUGACAAUCUCGCAUUUGGAAGCACUCCAUAUGUGCCAAUGCGAGCGUUCGGGUCAAUUGUGCCUGUUCUUACCCUUGGAUCAAUAUCAAAGAGGUGGAUUGUUCCUGGUUGGCGCCUUGGUUGGCUUGUGACAAGUGAUCCAAAUGGCAUUCUUCAAAAAUCUGGGAUAAUCGAGUCGAUUAAGGGAUUCCUCAAUAUCUCCUCCGAUCCAGCUACAUUUAUUCAGGCAGCAGUUCCUCAAAUUCUUGAAAAUACAAAGGAGGAUUUUUUUUCGAAGAUUAUCUGCAUGCUAAGAGAAGCUGCAGAUAUAUGCUAUACUAGAGUUGAGGAGAUGCCCUGCAUAACUUGCCCCAAGAAACCAGAAGGGUCGAUGUCUGUAAUGGUGAAGCUUAAUCUAUCAAUGCUGGAAGACAUUAAUGAUGAUAUGGAGUUCUGCCUGAAGUUAGCUAAAGAAGAAUCAGUCAUUGUUCUACCUGGGAUAGCAGUGGGAUUGAAGAACUGGCUCCGCAUUACUUUUGCCGUAGAGCCUUCUUCUCUCGAAGAAGGCCUGGCGAGGAUAAAAGUCUUUUGCCAACGGCAUGCCAAGAAGCACUGAGUGGCAUAUGUAGGAUGCUUACAUCGGUGGAUUGUAGGAUCUAGGUGA